UCAUUCCUGUAUUUGAAUUUACACCAAUAAAGUUAUUUGAUUUGAUUUGAUUUAUAAAUGUCCAUCAGGAAAGUUUGCCACAAUAAAAAAAAAUGUUUUAUCUAAUUUCUGAGAACAAUUAUAACUUGCUGUGUCAGAAUCAGAAGCACAAAUUAGGAGAAAGAGAGCACAAAUCAGGAGAAAGAGAAUAUAAAUCAGGAAAAAGAGAGCACAAAUCAGGAGAAAGAGAGCACAAAUCAGGAGAAAGAGAGUAUAAAUUAGGAGAAAGAGCACAAAUAGGAGAAAGAGAGCACAAAUCAGGAGAAAGAGAGAGAAAGACAGCACAAAUCAGGAGAAAGAGAGCACAAAUCAGGAGAAAGCACAAAUCAGGAGGAAGAGAACACAAAUCAGGUGAAAGAGAGCACAAAUCAGUAGAAAGGGAGUAUAAAUUAGGAGAAAGAGGGUAUAAAUUAGGAGAAAGAGAGCACAAAUCAGGAGAAGGAUCACAUAAUUCAGAAGAAAGAGAGCACAAAUCAGGAGAAGGAGUGCACAAUUCAGAUGAAAGAGAGCACAAAUCAGGAGAAAGAGAAUACCGGUAUAAAUCAAGAGAAAGUGAGCACAAAUCAGGAGAAAGAGAGCACAAAUCAGAAGAAAAAGAUCACAAUUCAGAAGAAAGAGAGCAUAAAUCAGGAGAAAGAGAGCACAAAUCAGGAGAAAGAGAGUAUAAAUUAGGAGAAAGAGAGCACAAAUCAGGAGACAAAGAGUAUAAAUCAGGAAUAAGAGAGCACAAAUCAGGAGAAAAAGAGUACAAAUCAGAAGGAGAGUAUAAAUUAGGAGAAAGAGAGUACAAAUCAGGAGAAAGAGAGUAUAAUUCAGAAGAAAGAGAGCAUAAAUCAGGAGAAAGAGAAUGUAAAUCAGGAGAAAGCACAAAUCAGAAGAAAGGGAGUAUAAAUUAG
Molecule: messenger RNA, 935 nt
Organism: Mytilus californianus (California mussel)
Lineage: Eukaryota; Metazoa; Mollusca; Bivalvia; Mytilida; Mytilidae
Product: transcription initiation factor TFIID subunit 1-like
Source: RefSeq, a predicted model, not a curated record